CUAGCCCUGAAAGUGUUUAGAAUCGACGUGGAUUUUGCCGAAGGAAUCCCAUCGAUUAAUCCGGAUUAAACCUCAUCGAUUAUCGCUUCGAAUCUCUCUCAUCAGGCAUCAUGGACGUGGCAUUGAAGCCGUUGUUCAGCGUGUUGGCCGCCCCGGACCUAAAUUUGAAGAAGCCUUCGUGGAUUCAGUUGCCGUCGGCCAAUCAAGUUCUUUUUGCCAUACUUGUGUCUUACUUUCUGGUGACAGGUGGCAUUAUUUAUGACGUAAUUGUGGAACCUCCAUCCGUUGGCUCAACCACGGACCAGUAUGGUAACAGUAGACCCGUGGCGUUUAUGCAAUAUCGCAUUAAUGGCCAGUAUAUUGUGGAAGGAUUGGCCUCGUCCUUCAUGUUUACUUUGGGCGGUUUGGGUUUCAUCGUGCUAGAUCAGACCCAUUCCCCCAAUAUGCCCAAAUUGAAUCGAGUUAUGUUACAGGUUAUCGGGUUUAGUUGCUUGCUGAUUUCAUUUUCGUGUUGCUUCAUCUUCAUGAAGAUGAAACUGCCGGAGUAUAUGAUCAGUUAAGCUUUGGUGUGAGGUUUAUUUAUUUCUUCAUGACAAAUAAAUUUGAUUCGAGUUUUUCA
This is a messenger RNA of Tigriopus californicus, 619 nucleotides long. Its product is annotated as oligosaccharyltransferase complex subunit ostc-like. NCBI's taxonomy places the organism in Eukaryota, Metazoa, Arthropoda, Copepoda, Harpacticoida, Harpacticidae. Gene Ontology annotation, cellular component: oligosaccharyltransferase complex. The coding region runs from base 111 to 560 and encodes 149 amino acids. The record is from RefSeq and is a predicted model, not a curated record. The transcript has 3 exons.